AUGUCCAAGAUCGCUUUUAUUCACCCUGAUUUGGGAAUUGGUGGAGCUGAACGUUUGGUUGUUGAUGCUGCUGUCGGGCUUCAAGAUCUCGGACAUACAAUUAAGGUAUAUACGUCCCAUUGUGAUUUAUCGCACUGUUUCGAAGAAGUUAAUGAUGGCACACUCGAUGUAUCAGUUUAUGGCGACUUCCUCCCCUCCUCGAUCUUGAGUAAGUUUCACAUUCUUUUUGCGAUCCUAAGGCAAUUAUAUUUGGUGCUUUGGCUCAUCAUCUCAGGCGAAAUAGGUCAAUAUGACUACUUCAUCGUGGAUCAAUUAUCAAUGGGUGUGCCCCUCCUCAGCAUUUUUAGCAAAUCAUCGGCCAGAGUGCUAUUCUACUGUCACUUUCCUGACCAGCUUCUUUCCAAAAAGGGUGGGUUUCUCAAAAGAUUGUAUAGGAUGCCUUUCGAUUAUCUUGAAGAGUGGUCCACGGGUGUCAGUGAUACGAUUGUUGUUAACUCUACAUUCACGAAGUCAAUUUUUCAUGAAACGUUUACGAAUCUUUCUUCAACUGACCCGGGAGUUAUAUAUCCAUGUGUUAAUGUUCAGGAUAUAUCAACGAGCAAUACGAAUGGCGAAGCAGAACUCUUAAGUUUCAUGAAUGGGAAUAAGUACUUCCUUUCAAUCAAUAGAUUUGAAAGACUCAAAAACAUUGGCCUAGCAAUAAAAUCGUUUGCCAAAUUGCUCAAAGUUGUGCCACCCAGCCAAGCACCAAAGUUAAUUCUUGCUGGCGGAUUCGACUCGCGCGUAAAGGAGAAUGUGGAGUAUCUUAGUGAGUUGCAGACCAUGUGUGAUUCUCUCGAGUUGACGCACUAUACAUUUAGAGGAAAAUUGGUUCUUAUGCCACGUUCCACACAGGUGAUUUUCCUACCUUCCGUGAAUUCUGCUAUAAAGAACGCUGCUUUGAAGCAUGCAGAGUUGUUACUCUACACGCCCACAUUCGAACAUUUCGGUAUCGUUCCAGUAGAGAGUAUGUUGAAUAAGACUCCUGUACUUGCCAUCAACAAAGGCGGACCAUUAGAGUCUAUUGUGAACUUCAAUGAUAAAAAUUUGAAUGUCGCAACAGGAUUCAAUAGACCGAACGAUAUUGAUGAAUGGGCAUCAGUCCUUGUCGACUAUUACACCGAAUUCGAACAGCAGACAAAAACACGCUUGGGGGAGAACGGAGCAAAAAGAGCUAUUUCCAUGUUCAGCAGAGAGGAAAUGAGUCGUGCAUUUGAAACUCGGUUGAACGCUUCCAAAGACACUGUUUCUAGAAAGGGACAUUUGUAUAAUGCGCUUACCUUAUGGAAGUUUUGGCUUCUUGCAAUGUUUUUCGCUUCCUGCGCAAUAUUCUUCCAAUCAGGUUUUUAA
Metschnikowia bicuspidata var. bicuspidata NRRL YB-4993 is the source of this 1389-nucleotide messenger RNA. RefSeq names its product GDP-Man:Man(1)GlcNAc(2)-PP-dolichol alpha-1,3-mannosyltransferase (gene ALG2). The record is from RefSeq and is a predicted model, not a curated record. Gene Ontology annotation, molecular function: alpha-1,3-mannosyltransferase activity; GDP-Man:Man(1)GlcNAc(2)-PP-Dol alpha-1,3-mannosyltransferase activity. NCBI's taxonomy places the organism in Eukaryota, Fungi, Ascomycota, Pichiomycetes, Serinales, Metschnikowiaceae. The transcript has a single exon. The coding region runs from base 1 to 1389 and encodes 462 amino acids.